AUGUUGGAAAUUGCGGACAGGCUUCGUGCAUUGGGUGUAUCUCACCCCGCGCUUCUGCCUCAGAUAGUCGUGAUCGGGGACCAGAGUGCUGGAAAGUCAAGCGUUCUCAAGGCCUUGACGGGAUUUCAGCUUCCGCGUUCGGCUACUCGGGGCACUCGCCAUGCCACAGAAAUUGUCUGCCGACGAGAAUCUACAGAGAGCGCAGUGGUGUCCAUCAUCCCACACAACCCAUCUCCAGAGCGUGAGGAGCUCGUCGAAGACUUUCGACGAUCGACGUACAGGAUUCUUUCUGACGAGUUUCCAAAAAUCUUUAAAGAUGCCGCCAAAGUUAUGGGUAUUAAGCUGUCUGAGAAUGAAGGAGACAGAGGCAGCGCUUUUAGCCUGGAUGUCCUCAAGAUCGAAAUCAGCGGUCCAGAUGCUGAUAAUGUCACGGUCAUUGAUGUUCCGGGCAUCUUCGAGACUGCCAUUCCGGGCUUGACGACUGAGUCGGAUAUUGACUUGGUGAAGGAUAUGGUGAAUGGUUACAUUCAUGACAGCCGUACCAUUAUACUCGCCGUGCUUCCUUGCAAUGGCGACAUGAUCAACCAAAAGAUUCUCCAACUUGCAGCUGAAGCUGACCCACCAGGGAAACGGACUCUGGCUAUCCUCACCAAGCCAGAUCUUGCCGUUGAUAAUGCAACCAAGGCGGCUCUCUGCGAUCUCGUCAACGGCGAGCGGCGAGAUUUACCCCUCGGCUACCACGUCGUCGAGACUCUAGGCGCCGGUGACACCUCUGGCAAUAUGGAUAACCGCCAUCAGCAGGAGCUGUCUCUGUUUGAACAAGCUCCAUGGAACACCAUCACAUUCAACAGACUGGGUAUCUCAACACUCCGUGUCCGCAUUAAACGCCUCUCGGUGAACCUAGCUCGCGCAGAGUUCCCAGCUAUCGAGAGUGAGAUUAUGGAGAAUCUCGAAAUGAGUCGGGGGCUUCUCGCCGACAUGGAUCAACGUGCGCAUGUUGGCAAGAUUGCUUCGACAUUCAUGAGAAUCCGAGAGUACCUCUUGACUGCGCACUUUAUAGGCCUAAAAACAAGUUACGAGUGCCCCAAGAUAAGAUUAAUUACUCAAAUCCGUGCAAUCAACGAGGCAUUCUCACGUACCAUGUUUGAGAAGGGACAUGCGAGAGAGUUUUAUACCGAAUCCGAGCAUUUUGUAGCUGAGAACCAGCUAGAAAGCUUUGAAGGUUCUGUGAUGCCCGACGAAUUGCAUCCACCGGGUCGAUCCGUCUUAUAUGAUGAGAAAAUUCACUUCCAAAUUCCAAACCUCGCUGAUGAUGACCUGGGUCGUAUUGUCUCGAACUUAUACUGGUGCCCAAAGCCCAAGGAAGGCGGCAUUCUGGAGUACAUCCAAGAGCAGUAUAUCAAUGCUGGAGGCUUAGGGUGGGGAUCUCCUACCUCUGUAGUACUGCAGGUUGCUUUCAUUGAACAAAGUAGAAAGUGGCGACCCAUUGCGCAUGCGCACGUCUCCAACGCUGUGCUGCUUGUCCAUGACUUCAUACGCCAAACUUUGGAAGACUGUUGCCGUGAUGUUGUUAUCUUUGAGAAGCUCUGGGCAUUCCUUUUGCGCGACCUGGUGAACCGAUAUGCGAGAGCAAUGCGGCAUCUUGACUUUCUGCUAGAUGUUGAGUUUAAGUCUCGAACCAUCCCGUAUGACCUCCACUUUGAAGGAAAAUUCAACCAGCUGAAGCUCAAUGACCAACAGCCUGGCUCACAGCAAUGUGAUGGCACGCUGCCUUGGGGGCAACCAACGUCUUCAUUCGAGGAGAGGAUGAUGACUUUCAAUAACAACCUCCAUACGUACUAUGACCUUGCGCGACACCGUUUUAUGGACGCGGUUUGUCAGCAGGCGGUUGACUACUAUCUGCUGCAUGACAAGGACGGUCCUCUUGCGGUGUUUUCGGACAAUGUGGUCAUGCGGAUGACGGCAGAGCAGCUGGAUAGGAUUAUUGGAGAGGACCUGGCAGUGAAAGAGAAGAGAGAGCGGCUGACCAAGGAGAUCGACACCUUGAGCAAGGCUCUCGCGAUUCUGAGAUGCUGA
This is a messenger RNA of Trichoderma harzianum CBS 226.95, 2076 nucleotides long. RefSeq lists its product as hypothetical. Bases 1 to 2076 code for a protein of 691 amino acids. The transcript is spliced from 4 exons. The record is from RefSeq and is a predicted model, not a curated record. Lineage: Eukaryota; Fungi; Ascomycota; Sordariomycetes; Hypocreales; Hypocreaceae. Gene Ontology annotation, cellular component: cytoplasm; microtubule; membrane. Gene Ontology annotation, molecular function: GTP binding; microtubule binding; GTPase activity.